This is a messenger RNA of Panicum virgatum (switchgrass), 4618 nucleotides long. Its product is annotated as endoribonuclease Dicer homolog 2a-like. Lineage: Eukaryota; Viridiplantae; Streptophyta; Magnoliopsida; Poales; Poaceae. Gene Ontology annotation, molecular function: protein binding; ATP binding; RNA binding. Gene Ontology annotation, cellular component: cytoplasm; nucleus. The coding region runs from base 180 to 4391 and encodes 1403 amino acids. Gene Ontology annotation, biological process: siRNA processing. The transcript is spliced from 20 exons. The record is from RefSeq and is a predicted model, not a curated record.
UUCCGUUCCGAGUCGCGACCGCUUCCCCUCCCCCGUCCGGACCCCGCGUGUGCCCGUGGCAGAGCAAGCCGCAGCGCAAGCGUCGCCUCGGCCUCGCGUCGCCACCUCGCUCUCCAUCCAAAUCUCUCUCGAGUCUCGCUCCGCCCCGCCCGCCAGUCCCCUCCCAAAACCCCGCCGCCAUGGCCGACUCCGCCGCCGCCGCCCCAGCGGAGGAGGAUCCGCAGACGCUGGCGAGAUGGUACCAGCUGGAGGCGCUGGAGCGCGCGGUGGCCGGGAACACGGUGGCGUUCCUCGAGACGGGCGCCGGGAAGACGCUCAUCGCGGUGCUGCUCCUCCGCGCCUACGCGCACCGCCUCCGCUCUGCCCCGCCGCCCUGCUUCGCCGUCUUCCUCGUCCCCACCGUCGUGCUCGUCGGCCAGCAGGCGCGGGUGAUCGAGGCGCACACGGACCUCCGCGUCAAGCAGUUCUACGGCGAGAUGGGGGUCGACUUCUGGAGCGCUGACACCUGGCGCGCCGCCGCCGUCGGGGCCGAGGUCCUCGUCAUGACGCCGCAGAUCCUCCUCGACAACCUCCGCCACAGCUUCUUCAGGCUGCGGGACAUCCUGCUCCUCAUCUUCGACGAGUGCCACCACGCCAGAGGGAAUCACCCCUACGCCAGCAUUCUUAAGGAGUUUUAUCACCCCCAAUUGAAUUCUAGACCAUCCGAUCCUAUACCUAGGAUAUUUGGGAUGACUGCCUCGCUCAUUAAUUCAAAAGAUUUGCAGCGUGCCAGAUACUCAGUGCAAAUAUCUGAUCAUGAGAAUAUUAUGAAUGCGAAGGUGUACACUGUUGACAGUGAAUCAGCAUUGUCGCAAUACAUUCCAUUUGCUAAAACAAGGAUAGUCCAGUAUGAUGAUUCCAGCAUACCCUCUCAGUUAUAUAGCCAUACUGUCAGUUGCGUGAAGAAAUUGGAAGCAAAGCAUUUAGAAAUCCUGAAGUUGAAACUGAAUGGUUCAUCUUUCGAAAAUGCGGAGAAAAGGAUACAAAAAUUGACUGCGACAUUCUUAUAUUGCAUAUCCAAUCUUGGAGUAUGGCUGGCAGCAAAGGCUGCUGAGGUUUUACAAUCAUAUAAAGAAAGCUGCUUAUCCUUUUGGGGUGAAAAACUGGAUGAACAAGUUGAGGGAUUUGUUAGAAACUAUGCCAAAGAUGUAUAUAAUGAUCUCUCAGAAACUAUAUUGAAGAUGGCAAAGAGGGGCAUACAACGACAUAUUGGUGAGGACUUGGCUGCCGAUCUGCAAGAUGGGUUAUUGACAUCCAAAGUUCAUUUUCUUAUCAAAUCUCUUCUGGAGUACAGACAUAUGCAGGACUUGAGAUGCAUUGUUUUUGUUGAGAGAGUUAUCACAAGCAUGAUAUUGGAGUCUCUUCUGUCCACUAUAGAUCAGAUGUCUGGGUGGAUUGUUAGAUACAUGGCUGGCAAUGCAGGCCAAAAUUGUGGCUUGCAACAUCAGAGUAGGAAUAAACACAUGGAUAUCAUUGAUUCAUUUCGAAGAGGAAAGGUGCAUCUAAUUAUUGCUACACAAAUUUUGGAAGAAGGCCUGGAUGUGCCAAGUUGUAACUUGAUAGUCCGCUUUGAUCCUUCGACAACUGUACGCAGCUUUAUACAGUCACGUGGUCGAGCUAGGAAGCCGAAUUCUGACUACGUUUUACUUUUUGGAAGGGGAGAUGCCAAUGCUUGUUCUAAGACGCAGGAGUUUCUCGUAAGUGGGCAAAUAAUGCGUGAAGAAUCUCUGAGAUUGGCAUCUACUCCUUGCCAACCUCUUCCAAACACCCUAUGCAAGGAAGAAUGUUAUGUUGUUCAAUCUACUGGAGCAGUUGUGACUCUAAACUCUAGCGUUCCAUUGAUUUAUCGUUUCUGCUCAAAGCUCCCAUCCGAUGAGUAUUUUAAACCUCUACCAAGAUUCGAUAUUGACAAGUCUCUAGGUACAUGUACCUUGCAUCUUCCAAUGAGCAGUCCUGUACAAACAGUGUAUGCGCAAGGAGAAGUUUCUGUCCUCAAACAGGUUGUUUGUCUCAAGGCUUGCCGGGAAUUACACGCCAUUGGUGCUCUCACAGACUCUCUCUUGCCGGAGUUGACUGUUCUAGAAGAUGAACCUGACAUUGUUAUGGAGAAAUACAAAGAGGAUCAGCCUGACUACUUUCCAGAACAAUUAGUGGAUAAGUGGUUACAUUUUUCUCAUCUUGGAUUAUAUUACUACUACAUGAUCUCACUGGAAGAUUGUUCUGAAACUACUCCAGCUGAGAUAGUUUUAGCUGUGAAGUCCGAUAUGGGAUCUGAAUUCACCUCUAAUUCGUUCAAAUUGUUGGGUGUGCAAGAUUAUGUAAGUGUUACCAUAAGAUAUGUUGGCAUCAUUCAUCUAAAUCAGGAACAGGUGAUUGUCGCUAGAAGAUUUCAGUCAACCAUUCUUUCGUUGAUUAUUAGUAAUGACCAUUUGGAAGUCAGGGAUUCUACUAAGAACUUACUUGAAAUGCAACCAUCUCUUGGAGUUGUUUAUCUACUUCUGCCUGUAGUUGCUGGAAAAAUUGAUUGGUGCAGCAUGAAAUUCUCAGUGUCACCAAUGCUUGAAGUUACUAACAAGGAUAUGAGACACUGCCAUUCUUGUAAAGAUACCAAUUUAGUGCAGACAAAAAAUGGCCUUUUAUGCCGGUGCUUGCUUAAAAAUUCUGUUGUCUGUACCCCACAUAAUGGCAUGCUUUAUGCAGUUUCUGGGUUUCUUGAAUUGAAUGCAAAUUCGCUUCUGCAUCGAAGUGAUGGGAGUGCUGUUAGCUACAAAACACAUUUUAAAACUAGGCAUGGCCUCGAUUUAACAUGUGAAGAUCAACCUCUCUUGGCUGCCAGUAAGCUUUUGAAAGUGCAGAAUUUCCUCCACAAGGGCAACUGUAGAAAAGAAAAAGAAACUAGCAGCAGGAAUGCUGUUGAAUUGCCACCUGAACUCUGCUUAGUUGUGGUGUCGCCGCUGUCAGCACGUACUUUGUACAGCUUCUCAUUUAUUCCUUCUAUAAUGUAUCGUAUCCAGUGUAUGCUUCUUUCUGUGAAGUUGAAAAGCCAAUUGGGUCCAAGAAUGCAGCAGUUUGACAUACCAGCACUAAAGAUUCUGGAAGCACUAACGACAAAAAGUUGCCAAGAGGAAUUUUCGCAGGAAUCAUUAGAAACACUAGGGGAUUCUUUCCUCAAGUAUAUUUCAACUCAAUACCUUUUUAGCAAAUUCAAACAUCAGCAUGAGGGAGUGCUAACCAAGAUGAAGAAAAAUUUGAUUUCGAAUGCAGCUUUAUGCCAGCUGGCCUGCAGUAACAAUCUUGUGGGAUAUAUUCGGAGUGAACCUUUCAACCCAGAAACAUGGAUCAUUCCGGGGCUUGGCUAUGACACAUGUGGUAGUAGUAAAAUUGUCGUCAUAAAUCCCAAUAUGUAUAGCCUGAGGAAACUGAAACCGUCUAUUAAAAGUAAGAGAAUUGCAGAUUCAGUUGAGGCCUUGAUUGGGGCCUAUCUUAGUGCUUCUGGUGAGCAGGCAGCAUACAUUUUCCUAAAAUCUUUAGGAAUGGGUAUAGAAUUUCACAACAUGCCAGUUGAAAGGAAAGUUACAAUCAAGUCUGAAGAUUUCAUUAACCUGAGAAGUUUGGAGGAGAUGCUUUGCUAUAAUUUCAAUGAUCCUUCAUUGCUGGUGGAAGCGCUGACACAUGGUUCAUAUCAGAUUGCUGGCACUACUGCAUGUUAUCAGCGGCUCGAGUUUCUUGGAGAUGCUGUAUUAGAUCAUAUUUUCACUGAUUAUUUCUACCAUCUGUACCCUGAAUGCACUCCAGAAUUGUUGACAGAUCUGAGAUCUGCUUCUGUGAACAACUAUUGCUAUGCUCAUGCAGCAGUUAAAGCAGGAUUACAUAAGCAUGUUCUUCAUUCGUCAUCUGCACUGUACAAUAGGAUGGAUGACUACCUUAAAACUUUCGGGCAGUCAUUUUCAGGUCCAUCAUAUGGCUGGGAAGCUGGCAUCGGUCUACCCAAGGUUCUCGGCGACGUAAUUGAAUCUAUUGCCGGUGCAAUAUAUGUUGACAGCAAGUGCAACAAAGAGAUUGUUUGGAGAAGCAUGAAACGGUUACUGGAACCUCUUGCUACCCCUGGCACUCUGGAGAUGGACCCUGUGAAAGAGCUGCAGGAAUUUUGCAAUAGCAAAGCUUACAGCAUUACUUACACGGUGACUCAUGAUAACCGAGUAUCAUCAGUAAUCGCAGAAGUGCAGACCAAAGGGACUGCAUACAAGGCCACUCAGAGGGGCAUAACCGCGGAUGACGCCAAAAAGUUGGCAGCCAAAGCCGUCCUCAAAGAUAUGAAGGCUGCUGAUGGAAGUAAUUUGCAAAUGGUGUGAUCAUGUUAACUAGAAUCUCUUAGUUGCAUAGUAGACUUUUGUAUAGGUUUCAUGGUUCAGAAAAUGUCAUAUCAGUGAAGUACGGGCAUAUAUAUCUCAGACAAUUAAUUGUACAGUACAGGUGCCCGCGCUACAGUUUCUCUACUUUUGCUACUAGUCAUUCUUACUGUACAGAAAUGUUUUGUUUUGGUUCAAGUGAGAGCACGGUAGGUUCAAUUGUUUACCCU